UGACUCUCGACCAUCAGACACCGAGGGCCGGCUGCUAGGCUCCCUCGCCGGGCAAAAUUUUUGCCAUUACCGUGAAACACAAUGUCGUUGAGCUCACAAUCGGAAAUAAAUGAAACCAAUUCGCGCAAGCAUAUAUGGUAUGCUUUAGUUGGAAGAGCUACCCUUACUGCCAUAGCGUACCCUCUUGAGUAUGUCAAAGUUCUCAUACAGCUUGGCCAUGAACCUUUGCCUCCAAGACCAACAAGAAGGUUUUUUGGCAAGCCAGCUCUGGCCUUGCCGGGUGCUUGGGAAUAUAUUCGAUACAUAAAAAAGGUGGACGGUUUCACUGGCCUCUACCGGGGUCUGAGUGCCAGGCUGUGCGCAAAUUUCGUCAGCGGUGCUGUUUACUCGGAAGUGAAUAGGAAACUUCCCGCAGUAACGGAUUUUGAAGAUGAGGAAGACGACGACGACAUUACGGAAGAGCAGCGCAUCAUCAACUUUGCCAAGCGCACCUGCAAAGAGAUGACUGCGAAAUGCAUCGCACUUACGUGCAGUCAGCCCUUCCACGUGAUAACCAUACGGUAUAUGGCACAGUUUGUAGGAAGAGAAACUACCUACGAUGGCAUAUUGAGCUCGAUUGCGCAAAUUUACAAAGAUGAAGGCAUCUUGGGUUUAUUCAGUGGGUUAAUACCUCGACUAGUGGGAGAAAUCCUAACAAUAUGGUUUGCCAGCUCGGUAGCAUUUGUAAUCAAUGCCUACAUCAUUCAAGAUAGGACGUUACAAGGCUACGUAAGUGCUACAACAAUGUUCCUGUCCAGCUCUGUCACUUAUCCGUUCACUCUAGUCGGCAACGUUAUGGCUGUCUCUCACUCUGGCUUGGAAGUUGCUGCAGCUCCCAACAUGCCUGCCUACGUGAACUGGAUCGACUGCUGGUCACAUCUAAGCUCUGUUGGCCAACUUAAGCGGGGUUCCUCCAUAUUGUGGCGUUACUACCAAGGUCCCUACGUUGUGGAUGAAACAGGCGUGGCAAAGCCAGUGAAACCUGUCAAGACCUCUGGAUCCCUUUCUCAUCUGGACUAGACAUGUUUUGAUGCAUAACCAGACAUAUUACACAGCAAGGUGGGCUGACUUCUAGCUAGUCGAGCAAAGUGAGAGUCACCAGCUGGUAGCAGGCAGAUACAGCAGCUACAGUGGCCAUGCGACCGACUGUGAUGUCGUAGUCCCUUUCACAAGUUACUUCUUCUAUUUGUGUCAUGCAGUUCGACCCUAUGGAUAAACUACAGAACUAGUAAUUGUAUUAAAUAUAUAUGCACUUU
Ornithodoros turicata is the source of this 1295-nucleotide messenger RNA. RefSeq names its product mitochondrial carrier homolog 2-like. Lineage: Eukaryota; Metazoa; Arthropoda; Arachnida; Ixodida; Argasidae. The coding region runs from base 82 to 1059 and encodes 325 amino acids. The record is from RefSeq and is a predicted model, not a curated record. The transcript is spliced from 12 exons.